AUGUUGAGAUUCUUUGUAUUUUUUGUGAUUUUUGGUUUUUCCGAGUCUAGAAUUCUACACAGAGUAAGAUUUUCAAUUUUUUAAUUAUAAACAAAUCCAAUUUUUUCCCAAUUUCUCUAGCCUCGAGAUUUCCGAUGUGGUCGAAUGAUUGUUUUUGGUGACAGCCUUUCAGACGAUGGAGUUGAAGCCGAAGGCGAAAGCCACGGUUUUCUUCGAAACUCAAAUGGCAAAGUUUGGUCGGAAUAUGUGACGAAUAUGCUUGAAUGCGAGAGAUAUACAAAUUACGCAUAUAGUGGCGCAAAAUCCGGAGUCGGCAAUUUUUAUUUCGACACAUUUUCAGGUACUAAAUGACAUUUUCAAGUAUUUUAAGCAAGUGAUUUGAAAUAUUGGGUUUUAAUUUUAUUCAUAGGGUAGAAUCGUCUAAGACGGACAGAAUGAUAUCAAUUUUGAUGAGCUUACGUUAUCCAUAAGUGAUUUAGCGAUGUUUAGCCGAUAUUUAGUCUAAAUCACUUAUGGAUAACGUAAAGUCAUCAAAAUUUAUAUCAUUCUGUUCGUCUUAGACCAUUCUACCCUAUGAAUACGUUUAAAACCCAAUAUUUCAACUCACUCGUUGAAAAAAACCUGAAAAUAUAGUUUAUUCCAUGUCCAACUAUAUUUUUUAAGGAAUUCAAUGGCAAGUCAAUCAAUUUCUGACGAAUAACAAAUUCCUAGCUGAUGGUGAGUUAACUCUGCUGGGUUCUUCAUAAUUUAAAAAAAAAACCAUUUUAGAACCCCUUGUUAUUCUUCAAACCGGUGGUACGAUCGAUUUCUUCUCUGGCGAUACAAAUUCUUCCGAAGUUGUUGAGAACAUCCAGCUAACUAUUCAGAAUAUAACACAAACAAUGACUUCGGGAACUUUUGUGAUUCUUUCGCUUUUGGAUGUUUCGAAUAGUCCAGGAGUUCAAGCGGCUGAAGAUUCGGAAGCACUUCAAGAACGUCUUGGAUCAUUAAUCGCGGAAACUAAUAGAGUGAGCAAUAAUUAAUUUAAAAAUUAGAAAAAAAAUUCUAGCAACUUCACCACAUUGUUCUUGAUAAUGAUCUUGGAACUCGUCGCCUUAAUCCAUUUUUACGUGUCAAAUUAAUUGAUAUAAAUACAAUUGCUCUGGCAGCAAUGCAAUCACUGAAUGUUUCUGAACCUUUCACACAUCACAAUCCCGAUUUAGUGUAAGUCAAAAGAGACUUUUUUUUGAAAAUUGUAGAUUUUCAGUCCACAGCAAAUCUACCGAUAUGCUUUUCAUGAUUUAUGGAAUCCUUCAACAAUUAUUCAUUAUCAAAUUGCCAAGGAAAUUGUUCGAAAUCUUCAACAAUUUUAA
Messenger RNA from Caenorhabditis angaria, 1352 nucleotides. The record is from the annotation of a GenBank genome assembly. Lineage: Eukaryota; Metazoa; Nematoda; Chromadorea; Rhabditida; Rhabditidae.